Molecule: messenger RNA, 1380 nt
Organism: Papaver somniferum (opium poppy)
Lineage: Eukaryota; Viridiplantae; Streptophyta; Magnoliopsida; Ranunculales; Papaveraceae
Exons: 4
Coding region: 1-1380 (459 amino acids)
Biological process (GO): regulation of DNA-templated transcription
Cellular component (GO): nucleus
Molecular function (GO): sequence-specific DNA binding; protein dimerization activity; DNA-binding transcription factor activity
Source: RefSeq, a predicted model, not a curated record
AUGGAGGGGGGAUUGAGUGCUUGUAGUUUGGAUGAAGAAUUGAAUGAAGCAUCGAUGAAUAACCAAGAAUCAAGAAUAUUCGAUACAUUUUCUUCAUGGUUAGAUUUAGAUGAUUCCAGCAUUAUUCCUCAAGAGCCUCAACAACUUCAAGAUGUUGAAAUGCUUGAUGAAAACCUUUUCCAAUUUGCAAAUACCACUACUACUAGUACAAACAUGGAUUACGAGCAUCCUUAUUCAGAAUGCAAUAUUCUUCCUAAUUCACCUGAGUUAGAUUUUCCGUUUUUACUCGAUAUUCAUGAUUUUGAUAAUGACAUUAUUUCUCCACCUGAAGGUCACUAUCAUCACCCUGUUCUUCCUUGUCAGGACGAAUUUAUCCUUGAUCAACCGGUUGAUAAUGAAGCAGAAUGUGAAAAAGAUCCUAAUGUGAUGGCAGAGAGUAGUCCUGAAAGUACUGGUGUUGAUCUAACUGAUAGUAACAAAAUAGUCACAAUUUCUCCGUCAGCAUCAAUUUCUGAUGUUCCUGAACAACCGCGGCCGAAGAAGCAAAAAACCAACAAUAUCAAAAAGCGGACUAAAUUAUCAACCAAGCGACCAAAACGUUCCACUACCACUACUGCUGCUACUACUAGUAAUAUAGCAGAAGAUGCCAACGGGGAAGAAGAAAUAGAUGAUGAACCCAAAAGAGGAACACUAAGUUGUAAAAAUUUAGUUUCAGAAAGGAAUAGAAGGGAAAGGAUUAGUCAACAACUACUUGCUUUACGUGGCCUUGUUCCUAAUAUCACAAAGAUUGAUAGACGAUCAGUAUUAGUAGACGCACUAUCUUACUUAAGGAAUAUGCAAGAAGAAACAGCGAAGAUACAAAAGGAUCUUAAAGAACAACAAUUACUUCAACAACGUCAACCUAGAUUAAUGAACGAUGACAUUAUGGAGGAAGAUGAAGAAGAAGAUGAAGAUGAUGAGCAUGAUCUUGAUCCCGAUACUCGUCCAAGAGCUAACACUCCGGGCAUUGCAUCUAAACCCAAACCACGGAUAAUCGAGAUUGACAUAGAGAAAAUGGACGAGAAAAGAUUCAUAGUGAAGGUAACAUGCAAAACUGUAAACGGAGGCGACAUUUUUCUACUGAGAGAGAGUCACCUCAACCUUCUCAUGUUCUAUGUUGCUCAUAACUGCUACAGUCCAGUUGAUCUAACUGUUGUAGUUCAGUUUCUCAGCAACAGCUGCAGUCCAGUUGAUCGAACUGCUGCACUCCUUUUUCGCAUAACUGCCACAGUCCAGUUGAUCGCAACUGCUGCAGCUCAGUUUACUCAUAAUUGUUACAUUCCAGAUGAUUGCAGCUAUUGUAGUCUAACUCUACGGCAACCAUCUGCAAUCCAGUUUUGA